AUGCGGUUAGUUCAAGCUUGGAAGAGAAGGAGUCGGUGCUGGAGCUGGAAAAAGGAAAAUUUGGAACAACAUGGCUCCAAUGCAAGCUUGCAGCAGGAGGAGGAGCACGAAUUGGAACAAAAUGGCUCCAAGAAUGAGCCCGAGACGGACGAUUGCGGUGUCGACAUCGAAGCCGACGAGGAGAGCAAGAAAGAAGAGGACGAUGGUGGAUGGAAGGAACAUGAACCAUCAACGGAGGAUUCAUCUUUGCAUCCAGAUGAAUCAGAGCAAAGUGUGUUUGAUGAUGAGCCGACAUUGCUCCCCAGUGACGAGUUCACAACGAUCAAGCCCAGCGAAGAUGAAGGCUUCAAAGCAACGAGCUUUGAGGAAGUGGAAAAGAUGGGAAAAGAUGUGUCCAAGUGGAAGGGAGCCAUAGUCAAACACGGCCGUAAGGUCACAGUCGUGAAGACCCAAGAUGGCGCUUUUCCACUCAAUUUCAAAGAUUUCAAAUACAACUACGGCAGGAAAGGGCAGGUUGUACCAUCAUCCUGGUCAAAGGUUGAGGCACUGAAAGUUCCUUCGAAACAAGGUGAACAUUACUUUGAAAGAGAUUUUGCCCCGGAAGCCAGCUGGAAUAUUGACAUUGAUGCUGAAGAUACAAUCAGCAUGGUUUUCCUCUGUUCCGCUUCCAGGGAAGCUUUUGCAGUCUGUUGUCUUGCCAAUGCAUUGGUUUGGUUUUUCGGUGCCAUCUUCAUUGUGUGGCUCUCCCGCAACACCGAACCUGCAAUGUAUGAGGGCGAAGCUUAUGAACUCGUUGCCAUUCUUGUUGUCAUCCUUGGAGUAGUUUGUCUAGGAAUGCUCUCCGACUUGAAAAAUGAGAUGGAUAGGCUUCCCAAGUUAUCACACAUUGCUGGGCUCAUGCGUUGUUCCGAGAGGAUCGCCUUGAAGGGCAGUGUGACACUGCAUUGGGUGAAUCUAGCUCAAACUGUCGCCUUCAAAGGGUUGUCCUUCUACGUUGGUUUGUGUGAAAACAACCUUCUGGAUGUCAUCCUCAACGUUGUCGCUGUGGACUAUCUUGCUGCCAUGGACACAGCAAUGAAGCAGCUCUAUUGUCUUUACCGGCUUGGUGACAAGAAGAUAAACUUGACCUUUGUGGACAUCCACUAUAUCGACCCUGGUGAAUCUGUGCUAAGAGACGAGACUGAAAGUGCCCGUACCGGUAGUGGAUAUUGGCAUAUAGGGCAAGCCAGAUUCUGGGAACAGAACAAAACCAACCCUAGGGCUGUACAGAACAAACUCAAUGACGAAUCCACAAGCAACGAAAAAAAGUUGGAUCUCCUUCUUCAGGGCACUUGGGACCGUUUUGAGUAUCCUCUCGAGCUACCCCGUGGCUUGCCAAUGGUUAGCUCUAUGUUAUCGCACACGAUUCUUUUUGGCUGGGAGCAAGAGAUCGGGUUCCCCGAAAACAGUCAGGAACAGCUCAUGAUACUUUUGGGUUGUACCCGGGACGAUUGGGAAUUCACUUUGGAACCUGAACUGCAAGCUGCAUUGAUGCUCAAAUUCUGA
Seminavis robusta is the source of this 1545-nucleotide messenger RNA. Lineage: Eukaryota; Bacillariophyta; Bacillariophyceae; Naviculales; Naviculaceae. The record is from the annotation of a GenBank genome assembly.